CAGCAACAGGCCAACAGCGUCACCGCCAUAUCAUUUUCAAUCGACAAUCUGCCUACUAUCUACAGGGCUGGCGCACUGGAGUCUCGGACUCUCCAUUCUCCGCAUGAAACCGUUGCUCAACGUCACCUUAUCUGACAAACCUCCUAAUCCUCACCCAAUCUGAUCUCGUUUCCCCUUCUGAGCUGGCGCAAACCGAGCACUCUGAGGCUCUGACGUUCAUCUGGCAUCCCCGCCUUCACCAGUACCUACCUACAACAGGACCCCUCCGAUUACCAAUCUUGGACAUACUUGUCAUGCAUGUCUUGACGCUUCUUUUCUCCAUUGAGGCAGUAUCUGCGUCAACCGAACCACUACCCGGUCACAACCACCGCUUCCCAUAGAAACCAUCACCAACAUCCUCUCACGAGCCACCUCGACAACCCGUACAGCGCCCUCUGACUAAAUCAAGCUUUGUCUGACCCUGUCCGUUUUACGUUAUCGUUACCACAAAGACAGCUUACUUCCGUUUUUGGAUUGAGCCUGCGCCUUUGGGGCCUCUGGGGAGACGACGCGAAUCUUACCCACCGUCCGCCGAGACUCGAGAUUACCUCACUCUAGAGUAUACCUAGAGUCUGGAUACCGCGCACACGCCUGCAUCGCCGGCCGCCCACUCUCGCACUCGCGCUGACGCGCACCCGGAUAGCUGUACCUGCGGCUACCUGCAACCAGCUGUAAUGUCACGCAUCGAGAUGCUUAACGCCCCGACGAAGCCAUGCCAUAACUGUCGCCGCCGCCGCCUCCGCUGUGACCGCUCCUAUCCCCACUGUCACAAGUGUACAGUCGGCGGACAGGAAUGUCUUGGCUACGGGAAGCUCUUUCGUUGGACAGAGGGCGUCGCCAGCCGCGGCAAACUCGCCGGCAAGACCUCCAUCACCUUCUCGGCCGAUACCACCACCGCCUUGGUCCCGACCUCGCGGACUUCCACCUUUGAGCUCAAGCCCUCAGCCUCUUCCUCCCCCGCUUCUUCCGUUUCGGGCCUCCAGCCCAAGGACCCUCCGGCCUCUGCCGAAUCUGCCGAAAACGACUCCACAGCGCUCGUCGUCUCUGCCGUCCGGCCCGCCGGCACCGAGACCCAGUCGGCACCCUGGACCCUCGUCGAUCCUCUCUUCCAGGGCGUGGAGCAUCACUACCGCCACUACCUCUCCUACUUCACUACCCGCGUCUGUAGGGAUCUCGUCUCCUGGGACCUCCCAGACAGGAACCCCUUCCGUUCCCUGAUCCCCUUGACAAAAGCACACCCCUUGCUGCAGCACAUCAUCGUCGCCGCCUCCGCAGCCCACAUGUCUAAUUUGUCCCGCGCCUUGUCCUCAGAUCCAGAGUCCGAUCUAAACGCCCGGCAAGCCUUAACCGAUGCCCUGGUAGCCAAGCACAAGGCCCUGCGCCUGCUUUCCUCAGCCCUACAGGACAUUGGCGGCGUCGGCGGGGACGUGGUACUAGCCUCCGUGCUCUUCUUCGUCAACGUGGAGUUGAUCGAGAGCGGACACGGCGGUUGGAAGCCCCAUCUCGAAGGCGCGGGCCGCAUCAUGACUUUGUUGAGCCCCGCCUCCACCGCAGAUGUCGCCUUACGGGAUUAUGUCAUGUCAGAUUGCUUCAUCUAUUAUAUCUUGGCCUCCGCCUUCAACCGGGAGACACCAACUGCCAAGUCCUACUAUCAAGCCUCUCAGGCCUCUGCCGUGCUUGGCAGAGCUGCUGCCAACAGCUACCUCUGCUGCCCGCCGGAUGUUUUGCAAAUUCUCUUGGCAGCAUCGCAACUGUCAAACCAGCCGACAGAUGACCUCGAGUCUGCAGCAUCUAUAGCUCAGGCCGCAGCGCAACUGCUAGAGCAGGCCCUGUCUUUCGAUACUCACGACUGGGCUUAUGAGCCGCGCACCAUUUCCUACUUCAAGCACAUCCCGGUAGAAAGUAGAAUCCAUGCAGGUUCCGCUCACAGACUUGCCGCGUGCUUGUACAUCCUCCACGCCCUUCCGUCCGCUUCAAUCCUGGUGCCCGUCGACCGCGAUGAGCUGGACAGUCAGAUGUUCUACCACCUCUCCUGUAUUCACGACGAAGACCCCAAUUUCAAGGCGACAUGUCUGCCGACGUUCAUUGCUGGUGCCGGGACGUCUGACCCGGAAAGACGAAAAUGGAUUCUUGAUCGGCUGAAAAGACUCAUGAUUGCGACCCCUUGGGGCUUCAUCAUGACCGCCAUGGACACUUUACAGACGAUUUGGAACCUCGAGGAGUCUAUGGACCCAGAUACGCAGACGGAGCGCACAUGGGUUCAAAAGCUAAGGGCUUCGAACCUCAACUUCCUCAUUGUGUGAAGGAGCACAAAAACAGACAAAAGGGUACUUUGAAAGCUCAACGCAAUCGUGGUCCUGCUGAGAUACCAAACUGGCCGCCCGCAUCGACGAACGUCAGAGGACCACUGCGACGCAUCUCUGUCGGUUCUUUUACGGUUUCAGUUGUCGCAAGUCCGGUGUUAUGACUGACUGAAAACCCCCAAGCAAACACGUCACCACCACGAGAAACUGCGAAGCAAUUAUCGAUUCCAGCCGCAACAAAGUCGGCACUAGGUACUAAAAAGGGGUGAUCAGUUUUAGAGCUUAGGCUCAAAGCCGAGAGAAACAUACCAGAAACGACGGUCGGGACAUUCAGUACCCUUGGCUCCGCUCUCGAAUCGAAGAUGAUGUUGUCGUGGGGCACGGCGUUCAAAUCGAUACCCAUUUGGCCGUCAUCGCACCGACCCCAAACCAAGACUUCUCCCUCGCUGGUGCAAGCAAUGGAAUGGUGAAGACCGCAGGCGAUGUGGUGGAUCGAGUAUCCCUCAAGACUCUUGACGACUGUUGGAGAAAUGAUUGUCGUAAACCCAGUGUCUUCCCGUGUCGGGACGCCGCACUGGCCAAAGUUAUUCAGCCCAAAGGCCCAGACUUUUCCGUGGACGUCAAUCACGAAGCUAUGGUGCGACCCUGCAAAGAUUUUGGCUGUCUGGUGUCUAGGCAAGCCUACGCGUUGGGGAAUAAGGCUCUCGAAGCGGCGGCGGGCGAGGAGGCGUCUGCCUAAUUCGUUUUGUUCGCCGGAGCCCCAAGCAAAGACGUCGCCGUCAUGAGAGAGAGCAAGGACGUGGUUCGCGCCACCCGCUAGCCCCACGAUACUAUUUAGGCCGGGAAUAUGCACAGGUAGGGGCUCGGUGGUUUUUGGCGGUUUAUCGUAAAGGAAGCCAAAGUUGCCGUCUCCUCCCUGGAAAAUUGUUAGCGGGGACUCAUGGGAGGGGAACAGAAAGCCGAUAGACUUACAGCAAAACUACCCCAGCCGUACACAGUUCCUUCGGAAGUAAGAGCGAAGCAUGCGCUAUUCGUCGUCGCAACCUGGACGACAUCGACUUCAUGUUCGAAACGCACCAGCCCAGGUGUACUCUCAAACGGGUCCAGCAAAUCUUGGGGACCCUCCUCAGGUGCAUCUGGAGUUUUCGCACGGCCCAGUGCCCCGUCGUCGUUGACACCCCACGUCAGGACCUCGCCGUGGCUGGUUAAUGCGGCGCAAUGCAUGCCGCCGGCAGAUAUCUGAACUAUGUGGUAGGACAGGAGAGAUUUCUGCGCAUGAGGUUUAGGUGCCUGCGUGACGCGCGGGCCGAGGCCUAGUUCGCAGUUUUCGCCGCUUCCCCAUACGUUGAUGUCGAGGAUCUGUGUUGGUCUUUCGGGUCUUCGGUGAUCGUUGUCCUGCGUUUGACGUCGGUUGUUGGCUGCGCGAGCAUUCUGUGCGACUGUCGUUGACGGCAUUGGUGUUGUCGUGUAAGUCGAAAGGUGCGUUGGUGGAGUUGAGCUCGCUUGGGGAAGACUGCUGUUGUGUCACUCGGGGGACGAAGAUGUUGCUCUCUGAAUGAGUAGACUUUUCAGAUACACUUCGGUCCUUCUUCACUCUCGAGAGUAAUGGUAAGGCAGCCUUUCUCAUAAGGUACUCAUCGUCAACUCUUGAGCGUCGGUAGACCUCUUCUUGUAUGGCAAUCCAGAGUCAAGACGCUUGGACCACUCUGCACAGAAGUCGCUCGGCUUACCUCAUCCCGCUUAGUCACAAGG
Molecule: messenger RNA, 4094 nt
Organism: Colletotrichum scovillei
Lineage: Eukaryota; Fungi; Ascomycota; Sordariomycetes; Glomerellales; Glomerellaceae
Exons: 3
Coding region: 714-2342 (542 amino acids)
Biological process (GO): positive regulation of transcription by RNA polymerase II
Cellular component (GO): nucleus
Molecular function (GO): DNA-binding transcription factor activity, RNA polymerase II-specific; zinc ion binding; transcription cis-regulatory region binding
Source: RefSeq, a predicted model, not a curated record